AUGAUUCCCAUCCGCCCCAAACCCUCUGGGUCCGGCAACGAAGAUGCCUCCCCACCCCGCCGCGACAAACAAGCCGUCAGUGCCCCCUCCCCAUCCCGCAUCGCCAGCAAGCCCGUCCCGGAGCGCCAACUCCGCUCCCCGCGCGAGUAUCAAAUCGACCAACUCAAGCGGCGCUUCUCCCCAAAAGAAACCGUCGACUCCGCAACAGGCGACACCUCCCUCGUCUUCAGCCUAAAACCCUCAGACCCCGAUUUCCCCUACGAUCUGGAAAAGCUAGAAUGCGACCUCCGGAUCCCUCCGGAGUAUCCCCAGAAGCCGGCGAGGUUGCUGGUCAGGAAUAAGGAUAUCCCGAGGGGAUUUGCGGUAAAUAUUGAGCGGGGAUGGGAUCGGCUUGUUGAGGAACGCAAAGGGUUGAAGGGGGGCACGUUGUUGACAGUUAUGAAUGCGCUUGACAGAGGACUGGAAGGGUUCCUGGCGGAGGAGAAGAAGGAGACGGUGAAGAUUACGGUUUUUAAGGAUACCAGGCAUGUGGAGGGGGAGGCGGUUGAUGUGAUUGGGAAGGAGACACCGAAACAGCCUGAACCGGUCAAGCCGAUGGUUCAGCAAAGGCCCUACAUCCCCCUCGAAACCUUCACGCACGAUCAAAUCGCCGAAGCCAAAGCCAGGAGAGCGCAAGAAGUGCGUCAGCUGGAAGCACGCAUGAGCAGACUCCCACUGUAUCACAAGUCCAGCGACGGGGUGAUUUACACAUUACCGCUUGACCCCAAGAGGAGGAGCAGUUUACCAUCAGGUCUGCAAAGCGUGCACUCGGUGCAGCUGGUUAUUCCGCUGCUGUACCCGCUGCAGCCACUCAGGGUGUUGUUGAACGAUGUCGAUGCUACCGAGGCCGAGGCAGUCGAGGAGCUGUUUAGCCAGAAGGCGGUGGAACAGAAGCAGAUGAGUUUGACGAGCCACUUGAAUUAUUUGGCGACGAAUUUGCAUGCUUUGGCAAAGCAGGCUGCACAGCAGAAGUCAGAGGAGGUGAAGGCUGCUGCUGCUGAGCAGGAGAAAGGGAAGAUGAGGGCAGCGGCGGAUGAAGAGGCCAAGGAGGCGGAACAUGUCGCUUCGGCCUCGGUGGUAGAUGGAGAACGGGGACAUGUACAUGUCAUUCCCCGACCAUUGGAGUGGACGCUCGUCAACGCCGAUGGGUCUUCCGAGUCUGAAUCUGAGACCGAAACCGAUACCGACGACGAUUACGAGUUUGUCGACGGCGAAGGCAACACCACCUCACGUUCAGGCCCAACACCGGGCACCUCGCUCCCAACCGCCACCCCUGAGCGCGGCACCGCCAUCUCCUUCCCCUCCAUCGAGCUGCACGGCAUCGAGCUCCUGCAAGUAACCCUCCUCUCGCUCUCUAUCAAAUGCAACCGCUGCAAAACCCUCAACGACGUAACCAAUCUCAAAUCGGACGUCGAAAAGCUUUCUUCAUGCAAAAAAUGCGCCACCUCCUUCUCCGUUCGCUUCCGCGCCGAGCUCGUGCACGCCAACUCCACGCGCGCCGGCUUCAUCGAUCUCAGCGGAUGCACAAUAGCCGACAUGCUUCCCUCCUCAUUUAUUCCCACCUGCGGCCGUUGCUCUACACCUUACCCAUCCCCAGGCUUCGUUUCCGUACGAGGCGAAACAACCACCAACGUCUGUCGCGAAUGUCACGCACGCUUCACCUUCAAAAUCCCCGACGUCAAGUUCCUCACUUACUCCUCCUCCUCUGCCUCCCUACCACCCACCACCGGCCCCCGUCGUCGCGACCAAAAACUCGGUCUCCACGCCGGCGAACCUCUCCCCGACAAGGGCGCCUGCGCGCAUUACAAGCGGUCCUACCGGUGGUUCAGGUUUUCGUGCUGCAACAAAGUCUACCCCUGCGAUAAAUGUCACCAGGCGGCUGAAGAUCAUGUGGAUGAGUGGGCAAACAGGAUGAUUUGCGGGUGGUGUUCGCGGGAGCAGAAUUAUCGGGUGGAGAACUGUGCGUUUUGCGGGAGGAGCGUUGUCCGUAAAAGGACGGGUGGGUUUUGGGAGGGUGGAAAGGGGACGAGAGAUAAAGUUUUGAUGAGGAGGGGGGAUCGGAGGAAGUAUAGGAAUAAGAAGGAUGCUAACAAGGCGAACAAAUAA
Sordaria macrospora k-hell is the source of this 2145-nucleotide messenger RNA. RefSeq lists its product as uncharacterized. Lineage: Eukaryota; Fungi; Ascomycota; Sordariomycetes; Sordariales; Sordariaceae. Gene Ontology annotation, molecular function: zinc ion binding. The record is from RefSeq and is a predicted model, not a curated record.